CCCUCCUCCAUCACCUCCUCCUCCGCCACCAUGCGUCCCGCCGCGCUGCUCCUCGUGCUGACCGCCGCCGUGUACGCGGACAGCAUGGAGGGACCAACAGCUGGCUGUACCUUUGACGAGGACUCGGACCCGGGUCUGUGUGAGUACCGCCAAGGCCAGGAGGACGACUUCGACUGGCAGCUGAUCCGGACCUACAACUGGCCUCACCCGACGCCCGAUCUGCUGCGAGGGUCCUUCAUGAUGGUCAACGCCUCGCAGCACUUCGGCGGCCAGCGGGCGCAGCUGCUGCUGCUGCCGCUCAGCGAGAACGACACCCACUGCAUCCAGUUCAGCUACUUCCUGUACAGCCGCGACGGCCACAGCCCCGGGGACCUGCAGGUCUACAUCCGCGUCAACGCUGGGUCCAAGGGCAGCGCCGUGUGGAAUGUCUCCGGCUCCCAGGGGCGCCAGUGGCACCAGGUGGAGCUCGCCGUCAGCACCUUCUGGCCCAGCGAAUACCAGGUCAUCUUCGAGGCGACCGUUUCCGAGGAGCGGCAGGGCUACAUCGCCUUGGACGACAUCGUGCUGCUCAAUUACCCCUGCUACAAGGUGCCUCACUUCUCUCGGCUGGGCGAGGUGGAGGUGAACGCCGGCCAGAACGCCUCCUUCCAGUGCGUGGCCACGGGGAAGGUGUCGGAGGCGGAGCCCUUCCUGCUGGAGCGGAGGAACGGCGUGGUGCUGGACGCGCCCCUGCUGUCCCGGCUGAGCCACAAGCGGCUGAUGGCGACGUUCCAGGUGGAGGCGCAGCGCGGCGAGCAGGACCUCUACCGCUGCAUCACCUCGUCCACCAGGGGCGCCACCGUGUCCAACUUCGGGGAGCUCAUCGUCAGAGUGCCCCCGACGCCGAUCGCGCCCCCCCAGCUCCUGCGGGCCGGCCCCACCUACCUGAUCAUCCAGCUCAACACCAACUCCAUCGUCGGGGACGGGCCGGUCAUCCGCCGGGAGAUCCAGUACCGCGCCAGCCAGUCCAUGUGGACGGAGACCCACGGCGUCAGCUCGCUCACCUACAAGGUGUGGCACCUGGAGCCCGACACCGAGUACCGCAUCAGCGUGCUGCUCACCCGGCCGGGGGACGGGGGCACCGGCGCGCCCGGACCGCCGCUCGUCAGCAGGACCAAGUGCGCAGAGCCCAUGCGUGCCUUGCGAGGCCUGACGGCCACGGAGAUCCAGCCCCGGCAGCUGGCCCUGCAGUGGGAGCCGCUGGGCUACAACCUGACCCGCUGCCACACCUACACCCUGUCGCUGUGCUACCGCUACUCCAUGCCGACGGGCGGCAGCGGCGGCAACAACGCCACCGUCAGGGAGUGCCUGUCCGUGGAGCGCAACACCUCCCACUUCACCCUGAGGGACCUGCCGCCGUUCCGCGCCGUCCACGUCCGGCUGGCGCUGGCCAACCCCGAGGGCAAGAAGGAGAGCCGGGAGGUGACCUUCCAGACGGAGGAGGACAUUCCCGGCGGCAUCGCCCCCGAGUCCCUGACCUUCACCCCGCUGGACGACAUGAUCUUCCUGAAGUGGGAGGAGCCUGUGGAGCCCAACGGCCUCAUCACGCAGUACGAGAUCAGCUACCAGAGCAUCGAGUCCUCGGACCCGGGCAUCAACGUGCCGGGCCCGCGGCGCACCGUGUCCAAGCUGCGGAACGAGACCUACCACAUGUUCUCCGGCCUGCACCCCGGGACCACCUACCUGGUGUCGGUCCGCGCCCGCACCGCCAAGGGCUUCGGCCAGACGGCGCUGACCGAGAUCACCACCAACAUCUCCGCGCCGGUGUUCGACUACGAGGACAUCCCGUCGCCGCUGAGCGAGUCGGAGAGCACCAUCACCGUGCUGCUGCGCCCGGCGCUGGGCAGGGGCGCGCCCGUCAGUGCCUACCAGGUGGUGGUGGUGGAGGAGGACGGCUCCCGCCAGGUGCGGCGCCGCGAGCUGGGCACCGUGGACUGCUUUCCCACCCCCAACUCCCACAGCGAGGCCCAGGCCAAGGGGGCGCCGCACUACUACACGGCCGAGCUGGCGCCCAGCAGCCUCCCCGAGGCCACGCCCUUCACCGUGGGCGACAACCACACCUACAACGGCUACUGGAACAGCCCCCUGGACCCCACCAAGAACUACCUCAUCUACUUCCAGGCCACCAGCAACUUCAGAGGGGAGACCAGAAUCAACUGCAUUCGGAUUGCUCGCAAAGCCGCCUGCAAAGACUCCAAAAGGGCUAUGGAGGUUUCCCAGCAUGCCGAGGACAUGGGUUUGAUCCUGGGAGCGUGCGCCGGCGGGCUGGUGGUGCUGAUCCUGCUCCUCGGGGCCAUCGUCAUCAUCGUGAAGAAGGGAAGGGACUUCUAUUCUUACCCUUACUACCCUAGGAAGAAGGUGGCCAUAAACAAGGCGGCCAUGUCCUACAGGCAGGAGAAGAGCCGGAAGCUGAGCUCUCUGGACUGCAGCAUGACGGAGCAGAGCACUCUCCAGCAGGACGAGAGGAUGGCGCACUCCUUCAUGGACGCCCACGGCUGCAACGCUCGAAAUGAGCAGCGCAGCUCCGUCAACGAGUCCAGCAGCUUGCUGGGAGGCUCGCCGCAGCGGCACUGCCGGAGGAAGAGCUCGCCGUACCACACGGGUCAGCUGCACCCGGCCGUCAGGGUGGCCGACCUCCUGCAGCACAUCAACCAGAUGAAGACGGCCGAGGGCUACGGCUUCAAGCAGGAGUACGAGAGUUUCUUCGACGGAUGGGAUGUGACCAAGAAGAAAGACAAGACCAAAGGGCGGCACGACAGCCUGCUCAGCCAUGAUCGCCAUCGAGUCAAGCUCCACUCCCUGCUGGCAGACCCCAGCUCCGAUUAUGUCAAUGCCAACUACAUCGACAUUCGGAUAAACAGGGAAGGCUACCAGCGGUCCAACCACUUCAUCGCCACUCAAGGCCCCAAGCAGGAGAUGAUCUACGACUUCUGGCGGAUGGUGUGGCAGGAGAACUGCUUCAGUAUUGUCAUGAUCACCAAGCUGGUGGAGGUGGGCAGGAUGAAGUGCUGCAAGUACUGGCCCGAUGACACAGAUCUGUACGGCGACAUUAAGAUAACGCUGCUGAAGACAGAAACGCUGGCGGAGUACACGGUGCGAACCUUCGCCAUGGAGCGGAGAGGCUAUCCGGCCAAACACGAGGUGUGCCAGUUCCACUUCACGUCCUGGCCCGAGCACGGCGUGCCCUACCACGCCACGGGCCUGCUGGCCUUCCUCCGCCGGGUCAAGGCCUCCACGCCCCCGGAUGCCGGUCCUGUGGUGGUUCACUGCAGCAUGGGGGCGGGCCGGACCGGCUCGUGCAUCGUGCUGGACGUCAUGCUGGAUAUGGCCGAGUGUGAAGGGGUGGUGGACAUCUACAACUGCGUGAAGACGCUCUGCUCCCGCCGCAUCAACAUGAUCCAGACUGAGGAGCAGUACGUGUUCAUCCACGACGCCAUCCUGGAGGCCUGCCUGUGCGGAGAGACCGCCAUCCCCGUCACCGAGUUCUCUCUCACCUACAAGGAAAUGCUGAAGGUCGACUCGCAGAGCAACACCUCGCAGCUCAGAGAGGAGUUCCAGACGCUGAACUCGGUGACCCCCCACCUGGACGUGGAGGAG
This is a messenger RNA of Salarias fasciatus (jewelled blenny), 3636 nucleotides long. Its product is annotated as receptor-type tyrosine-protein phosphatase U-like. Gene Ontology annotation, cellular component: membrane. Gene Ontology annotation, molecular function: protein tyrosine phosphatase activity; protein binding. The record is from RefSeq and is a predicted model, not a curated record. Gene Ontology annotation, biological process: protein dephosphorylation. NCBI's taxonomy places the organism in Eukaryota, Metazoa, Chordata, Actinopteri, Blenniiformes, Blenniidae.